AUGCCAACCGUAAGUUACUUUUAUUCAGACUCCGAAUUUAAAGACAAAUGGAAAGCAUGUACUUCCAAUAUUUGAAGUAUGUAAAAAAAUUGUCAACGAUUUCUAGCUUUCUACACGUCUUUAAUAAUUUUAAAAAUCGAAAACAAUUACUCGUGAAAUUUUUAAUAUUUAACGAAUUACAAAUUUCGGUCAAGAAGAACAUUUCGAAGAAAAUUAAAAAGUUACAACCCCCCCCCCUCUUCUCUUAUAAUUCAUUAUAAUGUAUUAUUUAUCACAGAGUCGUCACGCCGAAGAAUUUCCAAGAGGAUAUCUACGACAAUUUGCUGUAAGUUAACUGUUUUCAAACAUUGAAAUAUGCGAAUAAAAUUGUGUUUUCAGGUUCGAAUAAGAAAUGAUGUUCUGCUGGAACAUGUUCGUGGAAGAUUCAAUGAGUUUGUAGAUCUGAAAAAAGAUAACAUUGCUGGAUAUGAUGCACUUGACGCAGCUAUAGUCAGUUUUAUAAUAUAGAAACCUUUCAGAAACGCUGAUAGAGACUUUAAAAAGUGACCAUCUGCAAAAUAUAGCAACUUGAAUAUCUUGAUUGUUUCGAAAGUUUUAUCAAUUACUAGCCAGACUAAAAAAUUUUUCAGAGAAAUGCUGUUGAAAAAAGAAAGGAGAUUUCACAACGUUUGGGAAACGAUGUAUAUGAUCCGGUUAGUUUUAAUUAUGUUCAAAUUAUAUUCUGUAAACCAUCACGUUUUCAUGAUUUGAACUGAAAACCUGAAACAAAGUUUAACAAUAUUUCAACAAAAAUCAUCAAAAUCAGAAAAAUCUCUUGUUUCACAGAUAUACAUGAGAGUUGAAUUGAGCGAUCUGGAAAAACAUCAACUUCAAAACAGUAAACAAUGUAUGCAAGAUAUCCUAGUCGAACUCACUCAAGUACAAGAAGAAAACUACGCCUCUCAUGAUAAGUUGGUUAGUUUUCAACAAAGACAGAUAGUCAGGAAAAUCUAGUCGAGCUUUUGGCUCAACAGCAAAAGAACAUGUCCCCCCCACACAGGUAUAGAUUUAUUUUUAUUUAAAAAAUUAUUUUUUUCAGAACUUGAUUGAGUCACAUAUCAGAAGAUUGGAAAACUUUGGGAGAACUUUUGUUGCUAAUUGUAACAUUCCACCAUUUUCUCUUCAAAACUCACAGGUAAUUAGAACAAAAACAAAAUCACAUAUGUAUAUUCCGCGUUUUUCAGUAUUAUCGAAUGCUUCCAUACUUCCCGGCUGUUCGAGUGAGUCAUUUUUUAUGGAUUUCUGUGUCCUUCUAUCAAAAAUCAAAACUAAAUUGCUUGCUCAUUCAUUGCUUUUUGAAAUUCAAAAUACUGCCAACAUGUCUCGCAAUCCAAAAAUAUUGUUCUUAUUUUCAGUUCGAGCCAGUUGCUCUUUCUCACUUUGCGGAAAUUCGUGCAAUGUUCGACGAACUGCUAGAUGAUGCUAAACGUCAUUUACUCGAAGUCAAGAAUUAUAUUGAUUCUCUUAUGGCGACCCAAGUGAGUUUAAUUUUCAAAUAUUGAAAAUGCCAAAAAUAUUUCUUAUCAUUUCAGGAAGAAAAUAACAAUGUUUUGGAAAAUAUUGUGGCUGGAAUUUUCAGUCGAAUGUAG
Messenger RNA from Caenorhabditis angaria, 1628 nucleotides. The record is from the annotation of a GenBank genome assembly. NCBI's taxonomy places the organism in Eukaryota, Metazoa, Nematoda, Chromadorea, Rhabditida, Rhabditidae.